Bursaphelenchus xylophilus (pine wood nematode) is the source of this 1019-nucleotide messenger RNA. The record is from the annotation of a GenBank genome assembly. NCBI's taxonomy places the organism in Eukaryota, Metazoa, Nematoda, Chromadorea, Rhabditida, Aphelenchoididae.
AUGUCUCGAUUUGCUAUGGUUAUUGCCCUCAGCCUCUUCUUACUCCUUUAUUCGGUAACAGUAAUGGGGCAAAUGGAAGCUGGCAUGGCCGGGGAGAUGGCUUACGGGAUUCUGAACACGGUAUACGCUUUAAAUACGGAUAGAGUCAGGAAGAUUAAACCGUAUUUCGAUUGGGGACGUCAUCAUGGUAAGGAUAAUUGAGGUAUAAAUGACGGUUCAGCUGUAACUAAUGGAUUAAACGUUCUGAAAUCAAGUACCCAGCCUACGACUACAGAAACGAGGACCACCACGGCGCCUGUUUCAACUACUCGGACGACGUCCUCAGCCUCUACAACUCAUACAGCAACACUUGAGAGUGUUGUUCGAUCUACAACAAAUCUUUUUCCAUUAACAUCACCAGCUCCGUUGUCUACAUCAACAACUUCUGCACCAGUUAUUCCCACAAAAUGGACUCACAAACACAGGACACAUCGACCGCGAGGACCUAAGAACACCAAGGGAUUAAAAACGGGAAAUUUGAAGAAAAAUAAAAGAAUUCGAGUGGAUGAAGAAGAAGAUAAAAGUCCCAAGGAAACAACUGAAGCCAUUCAAACAACUACGGAGCUCUCACAUGAAGAUUUGGAUAAAGAUGUGACUCUUGGAGAAGAGACGACCUCCCAAGGUAGUGUAACAAACGAUCCGAUCUGCAAUGGAGAAGGAGAAUGGUCAGAAUGGGGAGAUAUGGGGAAAUGUAGUGAAGAAUGUGGGGCUUGCGGAGUGGUGCAGAGAUUCAGAAAAUGUCUCAGCUUUAAGAAUGGGACUGGAUGCCCGUGCAGGUAAGCGAACUCCUCUGUGGCUGACCGUAAUUACAUAAAUUUAGUGGUAAUUAUAAAACAGUAAGGCCUUGCAAUGUGCAAACAUGCAAAUUCCCGAAGCCUUCUUGCUGCCCGCCUUACGAUCUGAUGUAUAAACAUGAGAAAUUUUGGUGUGGUCCGCAGGAAGAGGACGUUUUAAACGAUGCACUAAAAGAAAUAAAAUAA